Messenger RNA from Manis pentadactyla (Chinese pangolin), 1318 nucleotides. RefSeq names its product transcription elongation factor A like 1 (gene TCEAL1). The coding region runs from base 315 to 791 and encodes 158 amino acids. The transcript is spliced from 3 exons. The record is from RefSeq and is a predicted model, not a curated record. NCBI's taxonomy places the organism in Eukaryota, Metazoa, Chordata, Mammalia, Pholidota, Manidae.
CCCAUCACCCCCAGGGGCCGGGAGGGCAGAGUCCAGGCCUUUCCCUAUGCCCCGCCCCGCCCCCCGCGCCCCUAUUUCGGUGCAGAAAAUGGUGGUUUUGGGGUGGGGUGGGGAAGUGACUGUACCCCGGGAGGAAGACACAGACACUAGGAAGAGUUUUAAGUAAUCGUGUGCUUCCACUUCCCUCCGGAAGAGAAACGAUGAGCAUUGCGGAGUGAGGGGGUCUGCCAGUCACCGAGGGGCACCUGGCGGAGAGGAGGCCUAGGAGGCAGCCGUCCGGAGACGUCCAGGUGAAGGCAGGGAUCAUUCUAAACAUGGAGAAAGCCGGCAAAGCAAAUGAAGAGCCACAGAGCGCGCCCAAGGCGGACGAGGUGCAGCCUCCGGUGGAGCACUCUCCGGGAAAGCAGUCUUCCGAGGAACAGUCGGAAGAGGAGCAGUCGGAGGAGGACGAGUUCUUUCCCGAGGAGCUCCUUCCCGAGCUCCUUCCUGAGAUGCUGGUGUCUGAGGAGCGCCCUCCUCAAGAGCCCCUCUCUAGGAGGAACCUUUUUGAGGAGCGCCCUCCCAUGGAGCAGCCUCCUUGCGGAGUGGGAAAACAUAAGCUAGAAGAAGGAAGCUUUAAAGAAAGGCUGGCUCGCUCUCGGCCGCAAUUUAGAGGGGAUAUACAUGGUAGAAAUUUGAGCAACGAGGAGAUGAUCAAGGUAGCAGAAGAGAUGGAAGAGAUGAAACGAGUGCGAAACAAAUUAAUGAUCAUGCAUUGGAAGGCAAGACGGAACCGUCCUUAUCCUAUUUAAUGUGUUUGGCCUUUAAUUCUGUUGUGCCUGGUUUAAGUAUUACCACCUGAACUUUGCGUUUUCUCAUAUGCCUGUCCCCAUCUUAUUAAUUCUAACUUUUUUUGCGUGACUUUAUGUUAGGUGUUUACUUGUAACUGGGAAAAAAAUUGGGUAUCCCCCAUCUGCAAGUCUCUCUCUGUAGUGCCUCAUCAUUUGCACGAAAAGAUGUACAUUAUAUGUUGUGAAGUGAAAAGUUUUCAAAAAGCAUAUAUAUAGUAAUCCAUUUUAGCAAAAGAAAAAUAUAUAUUAAUAUGCAAAGAAAAAAGUAUAUACUUCAAAGGCAUAAAGUGGUUAUCUGUGUGGUAAGGGUCGAUGGUUUUUUUUCAUUUUUGCUUUAUCAGAACUCAGUUUUUCUAGAUGAACACACUUUACCUGUGUUGCAAAAUAAAACAAUAUAAUGGAAAAAAAUGUAAAGCAGUCAAAAAACUGUCAGCUUGUAAAGACAAUAUGGCACUUAAUAAAUACUUGUCAGAACUUAGAAAAAUAAA